GUUCCUGAUAAAUCCGUCAGUGUUUGUUCGUGACGAGUGUGAAGCACACGUUUACUAAAUUAUACGAUUGACAGUUUAUUUAUCGAAAUUUACCGUGUCUGGUCCAGGGAUUCUGGAAACAUGGAUGACGCAAAGACUGAUGAACACAUUGUGAUGACACCGAAAUGCAAGACUGCUAAUUCAACGACGUUGAUUAUCGAGAGACAGAAGGUGGAUCGUCUUCCUGAGAAGACUCAGGGAGACGUCCAUGUGGCAGGAGGCGAUCACAAGGGCAUUGUCAUCAAUAAACAUGCAGCUGCAGCGAAUGGGAUGUCGAGGCCUGCCCAACUCGGUCUCGAAUUUCGAGUCUUUCUGGUCAGUGCACAGACCAAGAAACAUACCCAGGAGUCCAGGAGACUCCAGUUCUGGUUUGUUAAUUCAUUAGCCGAGGUCGAACAGCCUCAUGUGGCACAGGAAUUUUUCAGGGAGCUAGUGAGUCCUCAGGAGUUUCCCAGAGAUUACGUCGGCUUCAUCAAGAAAAUAAUGAAACUGAUGCAGCACAAGUAUCCAAACAUAAAGAAACUGGAGGUAGAGCUCAAACAGCUGGAGGAACCGAUCACUUUACCAACCAGACCAUCUCGAAGUGGCAACUGUCUGUACACUCUACCAAGAAAGAAAAGUGUUCGGAUAUCAGUGUCCAUUGAUGAGACAGUCAUUGGACAGACAGUAGAAUUGACGUCUGAGAAGGUAUUGGAGCUGAUAGAAUCCGCCUACCCGAAUCCAGUUAAUGUGGAGGACAUGGCAAAGGAGUACAAUUGGGAGCCUGAUGCGGUGAAUGGCAUAAUGCUGGCCCUUGAGAAGAAGGGAGUGGUGAAGGCUAUGGGUCUUGGCGCUUUUACGAGAGUCGCUCAUCAAGACACUCAAAUCAAGGUCGUAAAACAAAUGCCAACGAUGGCAAGUGCCAAACAGCCAACAAUAGCUAUAAUCACAGCUCAAUACUGCGAAAAACUGGCUGUGGACUCGAUGAUUGAAAAUAAAGAGACCUUUGUGCGCUACACAACUGUUGGUACUUCAAGCUCACCAGACUCCGUCGAUGGGGGUAUUCCGAAAGUCAUUUGCCGAUUUGGUGAAUCGAAUGUGUACACUCUCGGCAACAUCGGUGCCCAUAGAAUAGUCUGCACAAAGCUCCCGACAGUUGGACACACGAGAGAAGCAAUGACAGCAGCUGGGAACACAACAACUCGUCUGCUAGGCACGUUUCAAAAAGUCGACUAUGUAUUUCUGGUUGGAGUGGGAGGGGGAGUGCCCCAUUAUACUGACUACAAUAAGCACGUGAGACUUGGUGAUGUAGUUGUCUCCCACCCAACUCCACUGAACAACAAAUACGUAUAUAUUUACUGCGAAGGGGCCAAAUCAAAUGAGGAUGGGAGUUAUCACUUCGACACAAAGGAAUAUUGUCCAUCGAAUCUGGGGAUUCAGGAGAUAUCCCAGACCCUGAAGAGCCAGGCAGAUGAGGAAUCCAGUCCUCCCUGGAGGAAUUAUCUCAAAGAGGGCCUGGAGAAUCUCGGAAAUCUCCAAUCUCAGCACGACUUCCAGAGGCCCCCUGACGAAUCCGAUAAACUGUACAUGGCCAUUGGUGAGAGGGAUAUCAUUGAGGUAGAGCACCCUGCAGCACCUCAGGACAGAGCCAAGAGGACCAAUUGUCCCAAAAUUCAUCUGGCACCUGUGGCCUCGGGGCGAAUAGUCUCUCGCGACGAUCAACUCAGACAGAUUUUCGCCUCGCGGUUUGGCUGUCUAGCUUUUGAUGCUGAGAUGGAUGCAGUCGUGGAGAGCAUUCUUGGCAACUGCAGGGACAGCUUUGCUGUUGUCAGGGGUAUCGCUGACUAUAAGGAUGGAGCCAGGGGGAAAGAGUGGCAGCCAUACGCUGCCCUGGCUGCUGCAAGUGUCGUCAAGUCCAUCAUUUGUGCUAUGGAUCCACCUACUAAUGUCUAGAUGUGAGGUGAUGUUUAAUCAAAUGUAUUUCGAGGUAGCUAGUGAUUGGCACAAAGUAUUCGUGAAAUAGUGCGGAGAAGAUUUAAGGGAUCACACCACUUUUUGUUUGAGGUACAGGAAUAUUUUGACAACUAGUUUGGAAUUUUUUUUGCAGCUCCCGAGAUAUUAGUCAUUUAAUUUGCAUUAAAUACGGGUUUUCAUGUGCAGAGUUUAGUCAUUUCAAUUUCCAUAUGAGGUAUUCCACGUCAAAUGAGUCAACGGUUGAGUCUCAUCUUCAAAAUUUGUUGCGAUUUCGUCUAUGAUUAAGGAGCUCGAUAGACGAUCGGAAUAUUUUUUAGUUUGUUCAAUCUGUGACCUGUUGAUGCGUUUGGCAUGGAUUAACUCAUAUAAGGGAUCCGGAGUAAUAUUGCAAACGUAAAUCAAAAAAUAUCCUCACUAAAAUGUUGUAAAACAAUCGUCAAAAUAUUCGAACAAAUAUUUCCGAUAUUAACGUAAAAAUUUAUUUAUCUUCUGAACUGAAUAUUGAACCAAAGUGAACUCAUACGUCAUUUUCAAUAGGAUUAAAUUAAAAAAUGUUCCUGGUGAAUCAGUUUCAGUCUUGAAAUAACCUAAUUUAUAUGUUCUACGGUUAAAAAUGAUAGAGAUACCCUCAACCAAAGGGAGAAAUUAGAAAUAUAUUAUAAAUAACGAAAUAAGCUUUACAGUAGGAUAAAAAAAAUAAUAUAAACAUUUAUGUGCCAGCGUGUUCAAAUAUACGAAAAGUACUGCCAUAAUUCAUGAUAAUCGUUAAAUAUUUCAAACAGUUUAAAAAAAAUAAAAAUGAAGCAUUGAUGAAAAUAAACUAAAUCACAGGGUAGUUUUAAUGAGAGAUAAUUAUGGCGUUUGAAACACCAUUUUAUCCAAGUGGACUUGGAUUCAAAAAGAGAAUAUUAAAUUAAACAAUACAUUAUCCAUUUGUGGCAGAAUUUAGUCGUGACGAUAUUUAUUUAUUUAUUCUCAGCCGCAGUGCGUAAUAUUUAGUCCAUUUAACACUAGACGAAAAUCUAAAAUUGAGGAUCAAAAAUAGAGAAGAGGUCAAAAGUCGUACUGUUAGUGAGUAUUAAAAAAAAUACUAGAGUGAUAUCAGAGAUGAGUUUCCAUUUAGUUAGAUUUACUACGGAUAGUUUCAAUUUAUCCGAUAAAAAGUAGACCUAAUUCUCUGACUACAAUUCUUAACCGCAUGUUGACGCUAGUCACAGUAAAACUGUGUUGCCUCGUACAAUGAAUAAUUUAGUUUAUAUAAUAAGUUACUUUAGGUUUCAUCAAAUGGUGCAGUGUAUGGAGCCAGCCUCUCCCACAGACUUAUUCCGUCUCGCUUUUAUCUAUUAAUCAUAAAAAUGUCUUCCAACGGACCAAUUCAUCAAUAGAAACAAUUUCAUUAUUCAUCAUUUCGUAAUUUUUCACUGCGUUAUGUAACUAUCGUUAAUUGUCACUGAAUUCUAAACACGAAUAGAAGAAAAAUAAAAAAAUCCGUACCAUGAGA
This is a messenger RNA of Diachasmimorpha longicaudata, 3493 nucleotides long. RefSeq lists its product as uncharacterized. Bases 121 to 1971 code for a protein of 616 amino acids. NCBI's taxonomy places the organism in Eukaryota, Metazoa, Arthropoda, Insecta, Hymenoptera, Braconidae. Gene Ontology annotation, biological process: nucleoside metabolic process. Gene Ontology annotation, molecular function: catalytic activity. The transcript has 11 exons. The record is from RefSeq and is a predicted model, not a curated record.